UGCGUCGCCGUCUCUUGUUUCCGCCGGUCUGGCAGCAGCUGAGGCGGCGCCGGGGAAAGUUACAACAGCGGCAGCAGAGGAAGGAGUGGCGCCGUUUGGAACGGCCGCGAGCGAGCCACCCCCCCCCUCCUCAAAAUAAAUAAAUAAGGGCGCGGAGGGAUGUGCGAACCUAGCAAGCACGAUUUGGUGACUGUCUUCAAGCGGCUCCGCACCGUCCCCACGAACAAGUUAUGUUUUGACUGUGGAGCAAAAAAUCCAAGCUGGGCCAGCAUAACAUAUGGAGUUUUCCUCUGUAUUGACUGCUCUGGGACUCAUCGCUCACUUGGAGUUCACUUGAGUUUCAUUCGAUCUACAGAAUUAGACUCAAACUGGUCAUGGUUUCAGUUGAGGUGCAUGCAAGUUGGAGGAAAUGCAAAUGCUUCUGCAUUCUUUCAUCAGCAUGGUUGCGCCACAAGUGAUACCAACGCCAAGUAUAGCAGUCGUACUGCACAGCUCUACAGAGACAAGAUUAGAUCUCUUGCAACUCAGGCAACACGGAAAUAUGGCACAGAUUUAUGGAUCGAUGGCUCCGGAGCCCCUCCUUUAUCACCUCAAGAGAAAGAAGAGGACUUCUUCGCCUCUCAUAGCUCUACUCAGGUUAUUGACCAGAAAUCAGCACCACAGGAAACAAUUAAUCCACUGGAGAAUUCUUCAGAAAAUAAUUCAGAAAGCAAAGACGAAGAUCCAGAAUAUGGACCAAGUGUUGAUUAUCUUAGUGUAUCGCCUGAAGCUUCUUUAGCCAACUUGGAGAAGGUAAAUACUUCAGGCACGGCACCUAACAAAGAAAUCAGCUGUGUGAUGAAGAAGAAACCAAAUCAAGUAAAAAAGGGAGUUGGAGCUAAGAAAUGUGGUUUGGGGGCCCAGAAAAUGAGCAGCAAGAGUUUUAAUGAGAUAGAAAAACAAGCACAGGCAGUAGAUAAACUGAAGGAAGCUGGCAAAACAACAGAGAAGGAAGAACCACUGGUAUCAUCUUUACGACUGGCCUACAAAGAUCUUGAAAUUCAGAUGAAGGAUGAAAAACGAAAUGUGCCUGGUAAAAAGAAAACAGAGAUAGAAAGACUUGGCAUGGGAUUCAGUAAUAGUAGAAGUGGUAUUUCUCAUUCGGUAAGUUCAGAUAUGCAGAUCAUACAACAAGAAACACCAACAAGUGCAAAAUCAAGAAAAAACUAUAAUGAUGAAGAUGAUUUGUAUUUUUCUUGCUCCAAUUCAAGAUAUUUUGAUUCACCUGACUUGAGAAGUAGUGCUUUUUCUAAAUGGGAUGACAAUUCUGAUUCAUUCUGGAAGAAAGAAAGCAGCAGAGACAUUGAUAUGAUUUUGUCUUCCAAGCCUACAAGCUAUUCAGAGAGGUCAUCGUCUCGUAGGAAACUAGAGCAUGAAAACUCUGCAAGCACAGAUGAAGCACAAAAGAAAUUUGGCAAUGCAAAAGCUAUUUCAUCAGAUAUGUAUUUUGGAAAGCAAGACCAUGCUGAAUAUGAAGCUAGAAUACGGUUAGAAAGGCUUUCCGGAAAUGCUGCCAUAAGUUCAGCUGAUUUGUUUGAAGAUCAAAAGAAACAGCCAUCAGGCAAUUACAGUAUUUCAAAUGUUUUGCCUGCUGCUCCUGAUAUGACUCAGUUUAAACAAGGAGUGAAGUCUGUGGCUGGAAAGCUUUCUGUCCUGGCAAACGGAGUCAUGACUUCUAUUCAGGACCGCUAUGGUUCUUAAGCAUUAUGGUGACUGGAUAACUAGAAGAUUUUUUAAAAAAGUUUCUAUGUCUACCAAUAAUUAUAUUGCAGACUAACAUGAAGUUCCUUUUAGUCUGUAAAAUAUGUAAUCCUAAUUUCUGGCACUUGUACAUUUUUAAUGGGAGUCCUUUUUGGGGGGGCUCCUCAUGAUAUUCAUUUAUUAUUUUUGUCCGUCCCCCGCUGCCUUAUUGUACUACAAGUUAAUUGGCUACAUUGAAUCUGCUUCUAAAACAGAGCAAGAAGCAAUAUGGGAUCCUAUUCACUUUCCCAGAAUAGUACUAGGCUAAGAAUUAAUUCAGUUUUAUAAAUCUGAGGGAUAAGUGGUUAUUUAAAGGAGCAGGAGAUUGACCUGCUCAUAAAUAACUUUUCAUUGUCUCUCUGAAGAGAAGGAGAGUGGCAGUUAAUUCCUUGAAAAGCGCUUAUUUUAGGGGGAGGGGAGGCAUUAAUCCCACCAAGACAUUUCACUCUGUGAGGAUCCAUGUAAUUGUUGAAAGAUUCAAAUACAUAAGAAUAAGAAAGUUUAAGAAAUGCAGAAGCCUAUAAGAUGUGCAAAAUUAUUAUGUGAGAGAUAAUGGUGGGGGUCUGUUCAGCAAAAAAAUAAAGUGUAUAAUUUUGUGUCAGAUUGCGUUCAGUAGAUAAUAAAUAGUAAAUAGAUGUGCACAUAACAGAUAACUGAAAGUUAGUACUGGUAGGUGCAAUAGAACAUUGGAGCAGUUUUUUGUUGCAUUAGUUUUCCAUUUAAGUUUGUUUCCUGAGGAUGAGACAUAUGUCUCCUUUAUUUAAAAUAGCAUAAGUUUGACAUAUUUAUUCAUCACAUUUAAUUUCAUUCCAUAAGUGCUUAUCUGCAAUCAAUAUGGUGUCUGAAAUAAAGAAUAAAUUGUAGGUAAAGAUAAAGUAAUAAGGAGACAUGCUCUCUGAAUCUAACCAUAUAGACCAGGGGUGUCAAACUCGCUUUGUCACCUGAGGUAUUGUGACUUCUUUCCCCUUCGCUAAAACGGGAAUGGGGGUGGCCAGUGUAUAACGCAUCUGGCCCACAGGCCACAGGUUUGACACCCCUGACAUAGACAGAUAAAAUGUUUAAAUAAUGAAGACUUCUUGCCUUGCAUCUGUGCAUAAAAAAACUUGCCA
Molecule: messenger RNA, 2888 nt
Organism: Pseudonaja textilis
Lineage: Eukaryota; Metazoa; Chordata; Lepidosauria; Squamata; Elapidae
Gene: ARFGAP3
Product: ARF GTPase activating protein 3
Biological process (GO): COPI coating of Golgi vesicle
Molecular function (GO): GTPase activator activity
Source: RefSeq, a predicted model, not a curated record